Molecule: messenger RNA, 2172 nt
Organism: Drosophila hydei
Lineage: Eukaryota; Metazoa; Arthropoda; Insecta; Diptera; Drosophilidae
Product: pyruvate kinase
Exons: 2
Coding region: 158-2080 (640 amino acids)
Biological process (GO): glycolytic process
Cellular component (GO): cytoplasm
Molecular function (GO): magnesium ion binding; potassium ion binding; pyruvate kinase activity
Source: RefSeq, a predicted model, not a curated record
AAUAGGAUUAUUUUGGUAGCUCUACUUUUUGAUAUGUGUCGAAGCAAAAUUCUCACAUAUGAACAUUAAGCUAUAUAUAUGUGAAAUUUGUAAAUCUUUGUGUUAGCUUUACUUUUCUAUUGGAUUUAUAUUGGAAGAUAAGCGAAACGUGAGUGAAAUGGCUGGAGUAUCAAAGAAAGACAGAAAUAGCGAGACAGAUGGAUAUAACAACAUUUGUAAGAGACUUCAUAUAGCGACUAUCGAUGUGGAGAAGGUGCUGAGGGCCAAGGAGCUGUUAGCAUCGAUGCAGCGCCGGAGGGCUUUUAAGAAACUGUUUGGCUUUGACGAUGGUCACAGUGAACAAAAUUUAGAGGACAUGCAACGGCUGACAUCAACGCACAGCAUCAGGAUGAUGUCCAUUGCGGGUAACACCGAUAGCAUGUUCAACGACGAAAUUGAAAACUAUGAGGAGAUGAGCGAGGACACAUGCCAGAUGCCAUUUGACGAGGAACGUUGGGGAAAUUUCUUCACUGACUUUGAAAUCCUCAGCUUACCGGAGGGCGUCAAUCCCAAUGGGAACAACCAGUGCAUCGAGAUGGGCUUCGAAAACUGCGUUGAUGAUCUGUGCUUAUAUUUGAAGUCUGGAGUACGCUGUUUUAUGAUAGAUCUCUUUCGUGGUCCACUGGGCAAGAGUCAGAAUCUGAUUGUUCAACUGCGCGAAGCAGAGAUUGCUGUGUCCAAGGAGUAUGGCUUUCCCGUGGCAUCCACCAUUAUUGCCAAGUUGUCGCCGCGUUAUCAAUACAGCGGAUAUUUGGAUACAGUUCACUUCAACAGCAUCAAACUAAAGAAGGGCGAAAAAGUUACCUUGACUACUGAUCGCAAAUAUUCAAGCCAUUGUACAUCGCGCUUGAUUUAUGUAAACGCCCGAUUUCUGCUGAUUGAUAUUAAGAACUUUGACAUCAUACUAAUUGGCGAGGAUAUACAGCUGAUGGUACGCAGCGUCCGUCAGGAGUCUCUCAAGUGUUGCGUCUGCCGGGAGGGUACACUUACGUCGUAUAUGCCGGUCCUCUUUCCGCAACGCUGCAGCAAAUAUCGCGUCUCCUAUGAAGAGUUGGAGGACUUCACAUUCGCCCGCGAGGUGGGCAUCAAUGUGGUAGUAUCCGACAUCGCUGGCACUGUGCAGUACGUGAACGACUUGGAAAAGGUCAUGUCAUCUCUGCAGUGCGAGAAUCUCAGACUCUACGCCCGCGUGGUGAUCAACGACAUUAAAAGCUGUGAUGGUGAAAUGAAUUGGAUCGCACAGCGCUACGACGGCUUCCUGGUGGAGCUAUCUGAGCCAGAGAAUGCACCAGAUAUUUUGCAGUUGUGUCCCGAUGCCCUGUGCAUCUUGCAACUGGCCUAUAAUGCCAAGAAGCCAAUUAUAUUGGAUCCAUGGCAUAUUAGCCAGCAGCGUUUGCGUGUCGAUCCAGAGCAUUAUUAUCACAUAUUCUUCUAUCCGGACAAGUAUUUGGUGAAGUUCAAUCAGUUCAAAGCAGUUUUCUACUUUAAUUUCUUGCAAAGUGCCAUUUUUGAUCAGAUCGUGCCGAGGGACCUGUCCAAGAUGCCCCUCUGUGACAGCUCUCAUACGGGUGCCGAUGGCAUGGCCCGUGCUGUCGUUGCCGCCUCCAUGGAGGCGAGCGCCACAGCCAUUAUUGUUAGUGGCGUGACCACGCGCAUGGUGCAGAAAAUUUCGCACUUCAGGCCCAAAACACCCAUCCUGUUCGUCAGCCACAUGCGCUCCGCUGAGGACUACGUGUCCCUGUAUCAUAAUGUCACCAUGCUACCCUUUCGCACGAGCUACUUCAUUGGCCAUCAGCGCAAUAUCUUUCGCAAGUUCAUCUUUGCCCUGGCCUAUCUCGCCUCGCGCAAGAUAAUCAAAAAUGGGGACAAAAUCAUACUGGUUUAUAAUUAUACUACGGGCACUACGUUUCCCGAAAAGUAUUUUAUCUAUACAUUUGAUAAAGUGCAUUUCGUGGAACAUUUGUCCAAGUCCCUGUUUCCACGAGAGGCGGAAUGUGAUGUUUGUUCGCAAAAGGAAGGUAUGUUUAUAUAUACUCACUAAGCAGUAAGAACGUUCUGCUAGCUUGAAAAUUAGCAUGUUGUUUCACAAGUUCAAACAGACCGAAAUAAGUUAUUCAAAUGUAAAUUAAAUUG